Molecule: messenger RNA, 3072 nt
Organism: Anthonomus grandis grandis
Lineage: Eukaryota; Metazoa; Arthropoda; Insecta; Coleoptera; Curculionidae
Product: calpain-9-like
Exons: 15
Coding region: 610-2805 (731 amino acids)
Biological process (GO): proteolysis
Cellular component (GO): cytoplasm
Molecular function (GO): calcium-dependent cysteine-type endopeptidase activity
Source: RefSeq, a predicted model, not a curated record
AUCAACAUCUCUUAAUAAUAUGCAAUAACUGCAAAUAAGCACCAUCCAACUUGAUAUACACGUGCCAAAAAACCAUAUAUGCAUAAUCAACAAAUGACCUUAAAACUAUUAUCAUAAUUAUUAGUGUAUUUCGCAUGGCACCAAUCCAUUGUGACGCCAUGCUUACUAUGUUUACUUUGUUUAUUUUAAAUCCUUAUAGAAUAAAUUUACGCGAGUCAAUAAUGAAAUAAUUAUAAAAAAGGCUUUUUUAAAUUUUGCUUAGAAGCUAACUCAAGUGCAAUUUUAUUUAAAUCUGCCAUACUUCCAACCCUCUUAAGACAAAAUAGUAUUAAAAUAUUAAAAUAAACAAGAUCACUCUAAACGUUAUCAAAAAAGCCAGACAUCAAUAUCCCAUUACAUAUAAUAAUUACUAUUUGACCAGCCAAUGCUACCAAGUUAAAUUCAAUUUUUCCUUGGGUCUGUUUGAUUACGAAAUUAUCACGCGAAAAAAAAAUAGUUUUAUGUCUGUUUUCAGUUUUAUCGGGACAUUUCGGCGCGAUAUAAAAUUAUUAAAUGUUUAGUAAUGAACGAACUAUUGUUAAGUGCGGCUAAUUGUGGGUGAUUGGUAAAAUGUUUGAUUGUGCCCAGGAUUAUUAUGUUUGUCAAAGGAUUCAAGACUCGUUUACUAUUGUUUAUAAGAAUAAUGGUUCAAACGGGACGGCUAGAGCAUAUUUGAAUGGACAUGCAAACAAAUUGGAAGACAAACAAUCAACACUGUCAAGAUACUGUACAACGGAAAGAAGGAAAACGCCGUCCAGUUAUGCGGCCAUUAAGAGAUCAUGCAGGGAUAAAGGGGUGCUUUAUGAAGAUGUGGAUUUUCCAGCUAGUUCGAAAUCUCUGUACCAUCACAAGAAACCUAGUUUGAGUCCUAUUGUAUGGUUGAGGCCACAUGAAAUUUGUCAAAGGCCAAAGUUCUUUGAGGAAACGUCAGCUGAAUCGACCUACAGGUUUUCAGUGGAGGCUGGAGAGCUUGGGGACCAAUGGCUUUUAUCAUCAGUCGCUUCUUUGGCGUUAACACCAAAAUUUUUAGAAAGGGUGGUACCGCAUGAUCAAGGAUUUGAUGCUGGUCAUAAUUAUUGUGGAGCAUUUAGAUUCCGAUUUUGGCAAUUCGGCGAAUGGAAAGAAAUAGUCGUGGACGAUAAACUGCCAACACACAAAGGAAGACUCGUUUACCUUCACUGUUCAAAUUCAACGGAGUUUUGGGCAGCUUUAUUAGAAAAAGCAUAUGCGAAGUUUUAUGGGUGUUAUGAAAAUCUUACGCAAGGAUCGACAACAAAAGCGCUUCAAGAUUUGACCGGUGGAAUAGUACAAAGCUUUGGAUUAAGCCAUCAAGAUAGGUUUCUUACGUUUCAAGUAUUAAAUUCGGCUGUUCCUAGGUCUAGUCUGCUUAUCGCUACAAUAAUUCAGGAUAAAGAAAGUAAGCGACAUCUACGUCUUCGAAACGGUCUGAUUACCCAACACGCAUACUCAGUAACAGGAUUGGCACGGGUCAGGGGAGCACAAGGAGAAACGCCAUUAGUAAGACUAAGAAACCCAUGGGGUAGAGGAGAAUGGACUGGAGCAUGGAGCGAUCGAUCGUGGGAGUGGGAUGGGCUAUCUGCUAGAGAUAAGGAACUACUGAGUGUUAGAAUAGUCAAUGAGGGAGAGUUCUGGAUGUCUUUUGAAGACUUUGCCAGACACUUUACUCAACUCGACUUGGUUCAUAUUGGUCCUGAUGACUGGAUGAUGGAGGGCGCCCUUCACUCAAAGCAACCUUGGAGGGCGGUUUUAGCUAGGAGGAGGUGGAGGGCAGGAUACAAUGCUGGAGGUGGGCCAACGUAUAUUGAAACAACUUCAAUGAAUCCUCAGUUUCAUGUGCAAAUCCCAAGGGCCACCAGCAAUAAAUGCCAUGUAGUUGUUUCUGUCACACAAUGUUACGAGACCAAUGUUGUUGAUGUAAAAAAGAGAAAACCUCUUUUUGCUAUUGGGUUUGCUGUUUAUGAGGUGCCUGCUUCAAUGCAGAGAUUGACACCCAACUUUGUUGCUGACCAAAAGCCUCUGGAUGUAACGAACCAUUCUAUUGCCCGAGAAGUAGUAACAUUCUUUACAUUACCGCCAGGAGACUACAUUGUAGUGCCGCAAACAAACGUACCAAAUUUAGAUGGGAAAUUUUUACUUAGGAUACUUACCGAUGAACAAAGUAAUAUUUGGGAAGUUAAUGAGGACAAUAUGUUAAUAAAAAAUUUAGCACUAGAAUUUAAUGAUGAAACUUCAACUCUUCAUAAAGAAGGAAAGUCAAUUCUCCCAAAACUUUUGCUCAAAUAUCCGCCAGAAGUGGACGCUAGUCAACUGCAAAAGAUUUUAAAAUCCAACUGGAAAUCGUACUUAUGCGAGAAACCCAGCUUGGAGCUCUGUAAAAGUCUGAUUAUGUUAAAGGAUUACAAUAUUAGCGGAAGAAUAAAUUUAAUUGAUAUACCUACAAUGAUACAUAUGCUACAGUUUUGGAGGCUGGCAUUCCAAAAAUUUGAAAGGGGCCACAACAGCGGGAAAACUUCUAGCUAUAACUUGAGAGCUUUGCUAUGGGAAGCUGGUUGUACUGUCAGUAAUAAAGUACUGGAAUGUUUAGUACUGAGAUUUGCUAAAAAUAGGAUUGUUACACCAGAAAGUUACAUUAUGGCACUUAUACGACUAUAUUUGGCACAUGAGCGGUACCACAAUCUUGAUACAAAAAUGAAAAGCAAUCCUAUAUCUCUAGAAGAGAUGAUCCUGAUGACAAUCUACUCAUAAAUAUCACAACUGAUGUAUAAUGUUUUAAUUAUAAUCUUAUGCCAAAGAGUUAUCUGUAUUUUAUAAUUUUCAAAUGUUUAACUGUAAAUUUGUAACUAAUCUGUACAUAGUAAUUAUUGUCAAGCUGUAUAGUACCGAUAUUUUAAUUUAUUUAACUUGUGCAAUUUUAUUCAAAGGUACCUUAUUUUAAUAUUAUUCUAUAAGCAAUAAGAUUGCCUGAUGUAUUUUAAAAAAGUUAACGAAGUAUUAAAUAAUUAAGUGACUAUA